AUGACUACCAAGGCACAUGAUAAAGUAGGUAUGACCAAUUCUGAGCUGUCAAGGUUGUAUACUCCAGCAGCACAGAGCAGGAGACCUGAUUACGGUAUCGUCCCUCCAGAGAUUGGGUACGCAGAUCAUCGCAAAUCUACAUUUAGUCAUGGUCUCCAGGCGUACAGAAAUAGCUUAACCAGUGCUCCCCAAGACUUCAUGGUCAGUUGUACCGACACAGCCGAUGCCUAG
Messenger RNA from Phycomyces blakesleeanus NRRL 1555(-), 231 nucleotides. RefSeq lists its product as hypothetical. Lineage: Eukaryota; Fungi; Mucoromycota; Mucoromycetes; Mucorales; Phycomycetaceae. The record is from RefSeq and is a predicted model, not a curated record. Bases 1 to 231 code for a protein of 76 amino acids. The transcript is spliced from 3 exons.